GAAGGGGGCGUGGCAGAACCUGGAGAGCAGCCGCCGCAGCCUGGUUUGCAUGGUCGGUUGGCAGGAGCCGAUGGUCUUCGUAGGCCUCGCAUGGCGUCGGCGAAGGUUCCUUCCCAUGCAAUCCCUGAGCAACGGCUGCAACAGGCUCGCACUUUUAAGGAGGAAGGGAACCACUGCUACAAAGAAGGACGUUUUAGGGACGCCGUGAGCCGUUACCAUUGGGCUUUGCUGCAAAUUAAGGGCCUCGACCCCAACAUGCCUUUCCCCCUGCAGGAGUUCAUGGCUGACAAGCCGGCCAUGACAGCAGACCAGGAGAAAGAACUCUACACCAUCCGGUGCGAUUGCUACAAUAAUCUUGCCGCUGACAACGUCAAGGCACUGUACCGAGCCGGUGUGGCGUUCUACCACCUGGGGAAUUACGACAAAGCACAACAUUACCUGUUGUCGGCAACCAGCCGGCAGCCCAAAGAUGCGAACGUCAAACGUUAUCUGCAGCUGACCAAAUCACAGCUCAGUAUUUAUCUUCAGCAAGAAAAACAGUUGUACAUGGGAAUGUUUGGGUAGCAAAAACCAGCCGUCCGUGAAAAUCUCCAAGGUUGCAAAUCGUACAUUUCUGGUUUUAUUCUUGUGGACGACACGCAAUCGAUCGAUUCUGAAGUUAGGUAGUGCCUUGGAAAAAAAUGCUAAUAGCCAGCCCACCUAGGAAUAACACUUAUCAACCAAAUGUCCUCAGUAUCCAUUUCCAACACGUUUCCUUCCUCCUGUUUGUUCAUAAAAUCUUGUGAGAAAUUCA
Molecule: messenger RNA, 793 nt
Organism: Pseudonaja textilis
Lineage: Eukaryota; Metazoa; Chordata; Lepidosauria; Squamata; Elapidae
Source: RefSeq, a predicted model, not a curated record